Dermochelys coriacea (leatherback sea turtle) is the source of this 6659-nucleotide messenger RNA. RefSeq names its product collagen type XVI alpha 1 chain (gene COL16A1). The coding region runs from base 643 to 5607 and encodes 1654 amino acids. The record is from RefSeq and is a predicted model, not a curated record. NCBI's taxonomy places the organism in Eukaryota, Metazoa, Chordata, Testudines, Dermochelyidae. The transcript is spliced from 73 exons.
CUCAUGUCUCCCACCCCCUAGGAGUGGAGGCUGCAUCUGGAAGCCAUGCUGCUGAUGUGUGAGCCAGAAUCAAACCAAGCUCCCUCUCCAGAGCCCUGUUGGCUCGGCGGGGCUGGCCGCACCAAGGACUUUUAGAAAAGCUAUUUUAGUCCGGAAAGCCGGCAGCUCGGCCUUGCGGCACAUGGAGAAGCAAACGCCAGCUCGGGGGCCUGGCAAAGCAGCAAGUUCUCUGCGCACAGUCAGUGCUCACUCUCGGGAGGGAAAGGGAGAGCAGGAGAGAGGGCUGAGAGGAGGCCAGGGUGCAGCCAGCAGGGCCAGAAGAUGUCAGUGGCGCUCUGAGGAGAUCUGCUUCGCUCCCUCCGCCGCAAGGAUUCGAAAUCCUCCCCCUGCUCCGGAAUAAAUCUUCCCUGACGAUCGAGAAGUUGGAGCGAACGCCAGCCAGGAACAGCUCUGUGGGACUGCUGGCGUGUCCUGCUGACGCGUGCGUCCUCUCGCGGCAUCCCCCACCCGGGAUCUCACGCUCCCCAAAUUGCAGACAUGGUCCUGAAGCCGGCGCCCCGUCUGAACUGCAACUAAUCCCACAAGCACCUCAGUUCUUUGGCAGAGGCAGCAGCAUUGGUCCCUGACCCGCCUGGGGGCACCAUGUUGGGAGCCUGGGUCUCUGCUCUCUGCCUAGCUGGCCUCCUUGGCACCUGUACAGGAGCGAAGCUCCUUGCAUCCAAAGCAGGCGAGCGAUGUCCACGUCUGCAGCAGGAGGGGCUGAAGCUAGACCUGGCCAGUGACAAGCAUGUCAAUAUAACUGGUUUUAAUCUUAUUAAGCGGUUUGCUCUUCUGAAGACCUCGUCUGUAAAGAAAAUCCGCAAUCCCAAAGGGCCCCUGAUCCUCCGGCUGGGCAGCACACCCCUGGUCCAACCCACGCAACAGGUGUUCCCCCGCGGCUUGCCUGAUGAGUUCACCCUGGUGAUCACUUUGCUCCUGAAGAAACAGAGCAGCAAGGAGAACUGGUACCUUUUCCAGGUCACCGACCGGCAGGGCUACCCCCAGCUCUCCCUGGGGGUCAACGGCCAAGAGAGGAGCCUGGAGUUCCAGGCCUGGGCCCAGGAGAAGAAGUUUGUGAGCAGCGUCUUCACCGGGAAGGGGGUUUCCUCCCUGUUUGACCAGCAGUGGCACAAGAUGGCCCUGAGCGUGCAGAGCCGGCGGGUCUCCGUCCACGUGGACUGCAACUACAUCUCCUCCAAGCCCCUGGAGCCUCGGCGGGGCGUGGCGAGCGAGGGCAAUACCUUCAUCGGCCUGGACGCCGUGCGAGGCAUGCCUGUCCCGUUUGACAUCCAGCAGGCCCACAUCUACUGCGACCCGGAGAUGGUGAUGCAGGAAGGCUGCUGUGAGAUCUCGGCUGGCGGGUGCCUUUCCGAAGCCUCCAAAACCCGGCGGCAGGCAGAGGGCACGCAGAGCAACAACCUGAUUGAGAUCAACCCGCGGACGGAGGGCAAGGUCUACACCCGUUGCUUCUGCCUGGAGGAGACUCAGGAGGCGAAGGCAUCUGGGCAGGUCGGCGUGGAGGGCCAGCCAGGAGGAAAGGGCUACCGAGACCCACUUGGCGAGCCACACAAGCCAGCCAAUGAGUGCCCACCCUGUCCCCAGACAGCCCCGCACGCCAACGUCACGCUUGGUCCCCCCGGCCCCAAGGGGGGCAAAGGAGAACGCGGACUCCCUGGGACAUCCGGCUCGAAGGGGGAGAGAGGCGAGCGUGGCUUGGACUGCGUCCAGAGCUCCCCCGACGGCCCCUUGCAGUGCACAGAGGGGCUGAAGGGAGAGAAGGGGGAGCAAGGAGACCUGGGCCUAGCAGGAGCGACCGGAGCUGAUGGGCAGAAGGGGCAGAAAGGCGAGAAGGGAGAUGGAGGCGUCCAAGGGAAUCCCGGGAUGCCGGGGCGCGACGGCCGGCCUGGAGAGAUCUGUGUGGUGGGGCCGAAGGGGCAGAAGGGCGAUCCAGGGUUCGUUGGACCCGAGGGGCUAGCCGGUGAGCCAGGCCCCCCGGGGUCACCAGGUCCUCCAGGGAGAGGACUUCCAGGGAAAACAGGUGACCCCGGUGGCCCCCCAGGUCCUAAAGGAGAAAAAGGUAGCUCCGGAUCUCCUGGACCCGGAGGUUCAACGGGGAAGCCCGGCAAGCCAGGGGUCCCAGGCCUGAAGGGAGACAAGGGGGAUCCGUGCGAAGUUUGCCCCACCGUCUCUGAGGGGAUGACCCAUGCUAUCGGCCUCCCGGGAAAGCCGGGACCCAAAGGAGAGCCUGGAGUGCCGGGGAAAGCGGGGCUCUCGGACAAGGCAGGGCUCCCCGGACCCAAAGGCGACAGGGGAGACCCUGGAAUCAAUGGAAUAAAAGGAGAGAAGGGAGCCCCCUGCGUGUCAUGCAAUCCUGUCGCUCUCGCCUCCAUGCUGCAGAGCUCCGACCAGCUCCCGGGGAAGGAGGGGCCCAAAGGGGAGCCAGGGUCCCCAGGGAUCGGGCUGCCUGGGCUGCCGGGUAAAGCCGGGGUCCCUGGGCUGGCCGGAGCCAAGGGGCAGCAGGGGGAGGUCGGAAAGACAGGAUCCGCCGGCAAACCUGGGAUUCCAGGUGACAGAGGGAACACUGGGCCUGCAGGAUUGAAAGGAGAGAAGGGAGAGCCGUGUGGCCAGUGCCUUGCUCCUCCAGAGGCGCUCGAAGGGGAGGCGAUCGGGGUGUCCAUGCCUGGUGCUCCGGGGGAGAAGGGUGAGCCAGGCCUGCCCGGCACUGGGGCGCCCGGCAGAAUGGGCAAAGCUGGGGAGCCUGGACUGAAAGGACAGAAGGGCGAUGCAGGAAAUCCAGGGGACCCUGGCACACCGGGCUCAGUGGGGCUGCCGGGGCUUUCGGGUGACCCCGGCAUCAGGGGUCCGACAGGGCCAAAAGGUGAAAAGGGAGAUGCCUGCGACACCUGCCCCACCCUCCAAGGGGAGUUCUCAGACGUGGUUGGGGUGCCAGGAAAACCCGGAGCCAAAGGGGACCGUGGACCGUUGGGUGUUGGACAGCCUGGGAAACCCGGUAAACCUGGACUCCCUGGGAUUCAGGGGCCCCCCGGUCUGAAGGGGCUGCAGGGUGAGCCAGGCCCCCCUGGGAUCGGCGCCCAGGGUCUGCAGGGGGAGCCCGGGGAGACAGGCCCACCUGGGAAUAUUGGACACCCUGGACCUCGAGGGCCGGUAGGAGCCGUGGGAGAGAAAGGCGCCAAGGGAUCCCCUGGCCUUAAAGGGGAGGAGGGUCCUCCCGGACCUCUGGGGAUGAGCAUCACUGGGCCACCGGGCCGCGAAGGGCAGCGGGGAAUGCCAGGGGUGCCUGGAUCCAAUGGGCUGAUGGGAGAGAAGGGGGCGCAGGGUGAGAAGGGGGACCCCGGCGAAUGCACCUGCCAGCCUGGCCCCCGCGUAGACCCCAACUACUCAGGGAUGCCGGGAGCCCCAGGACUGUGGAUCGGGACCUCCUGGCAGCCUCAGCCUGGCCCGCAGGGUCCACCAGGUGCCCCAGGACCGCCAGGCCCCCCAGGAGCUCCGGGGAGACAGGGCUUCCCAGGACACAAUGGUUUGCCAGGACUGCCUGGGCCAGCAGGAGAAGUGGGGCCGCUCUCUGUCGUAGCCGAGAGGAACAUCGAGGUGCUCAAGAACAUCUGCGGGGAUUGUGCCCAGGUGCAGACUGGCUCCCACACACCCAGCGGAGUCAAAGGGGAGAAGGGUGACCAGGGCAUGCCUGGCGCCCCCGGCGUAGACAACUGCGCGCGGUGCUUCGCUCAGUUCCCGAGAGCGGAGGAGCCCCGGGGUGACCAAGCGGAGAGCAAUGGUGACUGUGUUGGAGAGCCUGGGCUGCCGGGGAUCCCGGGCUUACCUGGAGAGAGGGGGGAACAGGGCACACCAGGGAUGAGAGGAUCUCCAGGGCCCCCUGGACCGACUGGCCCUCCAGGUUUUCCUGGAACGCCUGGCGCACCCGGAUUGCCUGGUCUCCAGGGCGAGCGUGGACCACCUGGGCUCACCGGCGCGAAAGGGGAACUGGGCCCUCCCGGUCAACCCGGAUACCCUGGUGCAAUGGGCCCCCCCGGGCUGCACGGCAUCAAAGGAGAACGAGGCUACUUGGGACCACCCGGAGAGAAGGGGGAAUCAGGCCCCCCUGGUUCCAAUGGCGUCCCAGGUCCUGCAGGGCCAGCGGGUCCAAGAGGAGAGCGCGGAGCCCAGGGCAACUCUGGGGAGAAAGGAGAUCAGGGAUUUCAGGGGCAACCAGGCUUCCCAGGGCCAGCCGGCCCUCCUGGUUUCCCAGGGAAAGCUGGACCGGCCGGGCUGCCAGGGCCCGCAGCAGAGAAGGGCAGUGAAGGGAUGCGUGGCCCCACAGGGAUGCCAGGGCCACUGGGGCCCCCAGGGCCUCCUGGAAUACAGGGCCCAGCAGGCUUGGAAGGACUGGAUGGGAAGGACGGGAAGCCAGGGGUGCGGGGCGACCCGGGUCCUUCAGGGCCCCCAGGGAUGAUGGGGAUUCCGGGCUUCAAGGGGAAACCUGGCCACCCGGGUCUCCCAGGCCAGAAGGGUGACUGUGGCAAACCCGGACCCCCCGGAAGCACAGGCCGGCCAGGGGCAGAGGGGGAACCUGGUCCGAUGGGACCCCAAGGCAGACAGGGCCCUCCGGGCCAUUUAGGUCCCCCAGGAAGCCCAGGCCAGCCGGGCCCAGCCGGAAUCACAGGAAUGGGACUGAAGGGCGAGAGGGGAUCUCCAGGGGAAAGAGGUCUCACAGGGAUGCCCGGGCAACCUGGGACCCCAGGCCACCCUGGACAACCCGGCGAGAUGGGCGCGGACGGAACAACUGGGAAAGAGGGCCCACCAGGGAAGCCUGGACCGUCAGGACCAGCUGGCCAGAAGGGUGAAGCUGGCACUGCAGGGGAGAGAGGGCAUCCUGGUGAGAAAGGGAGAGCUGGCAUGCCUGGAGGACCAGGGAAAAGUGGCUCCAUGGGCCCUGUGGGACCACGUGGCUCUCCAGGAGAGAGAGGCCACCCGGGCUCCCCAGGACCUGCCGGCAGCCCGGGGACACCAGGACUCCCAGGCACAAUGGGAGACAUGGUGAAUUACGACGAAAUCAAGCGGUUCAUCCGGCAAGAGCUGAACAAAAUGUUUGACGAGAGGAUGGCGUACUAUGCCUCCAGGAUGCAGUUCCCGGUGGAGAUGGCUGCCUCCCCAGGACGACCAGGUCACCCUGGUAAAGAUGGAGCGCCAGGGCGGCCAGGGCCUCCUGGAUCCCCUGGGUUACCGGGACAGAUCGGGAGAGAAGGGCGGCAAGGUGUGCCAGGCAUGAGAGGUGAGCCAGGCACCAAAGGAGAAAAGGGAGAGAAAGGCAUUGGCCUUGCGGGAGAAAGCGGCCUGCCGGGGGCGCCCGGUCCACAAGGGCCACCAGGAUAUGGCAAGCUGGGUCCACCUGGACCUAUGGGGCAGCAAGGCAUCCCAGGCAUUCCUGGGCCACCAGGAGCUACAGGGCAGCCUGGAAAGACUGGGCAUUGUAACCCUUCAGAUUGCUUCAGCAUGAUGCCCCUUGAGCAGCCUAUGUACGAGCCCAAAAACAUGAAAGGACCCUUAGGCUGAGCGGACCUGUAGGGCAUUUUCACAAAGGAUUCCAUUGGGAAUGACCAAAGUUCGGCCCUCGCAACUGGCCGUGAAUGAUGUUUUUAUUGCUGUUAAUAUUUUUUUCUUUCGAUUUCCAGUGGGGUUAAGUCUCUCAUGAUGGCAUGUGUGUGUGUGUGUGUGUGUGUGUGUGUGUGUGUGUGUGUGUGUGAGCGUCUCUUCUUGUGUUUGUAAAGGGAAUUGGACGCUGCCAGCUGUGGUCAGCCAAAAUCCAUUUCAUGAUGGUGUCUCCGCUUAUCAUUGCCUUGGCCAAGUCCACACCUUCCUGUGUCUUCUCUAGCUUCUUCUGUCUUUUUAAUGAUUAGUCUUUCAAUAUCUGGUCAUCACCAGCACUUUGGGUACUGGGGCUGAAAAAGGGGGCAAGGCGAGGGAAGGAAGGGUAUUUUUAACUAUCACACUCCUGAGCAGCCUCAGGUGUUACGGGGUGGGAACUUCAGGCAAGAUUCCAGAUCCCACCUCCAUCGUUUGUGACAUACAUAUCCCCGUUCACAUGACUGAGACAACUCUCUCUCUGCCCCCACGUGCCUUUCGUGUGUUUUGCAGUGCAUGAUCUGCUACUCCUUUCAUUUGUAUCAUGCCAGCAUCACAUGUGCCAUCAGCCAUUUCCUUGUCCUGGUGCCAAUGUAGCUCUUGAAUUAGAGAGAGCUCCUGUACAAAAUCUUGGCCCUCAGCAUAGAGCCAUUAUAGGGAAAAACAAGACCAAGCAAGCUGAAGCACCAAGACGUUUUUCAGCAUCUGCAGCAGGCCUGUGUGCAUCUUCGCAUAGACAUAAAGCAGAGCACUCUGCACUCGUGCUGGCCUUUACAUUUUUGUUUGGUGGAAAAACAAGUGUCUAACCUAUACAUCACGCCAGGGUUGCUAAGUGCUAGACCGGUUUCCAAAUAUUAAAAUACAACGUCUGAGCAGUCAGUUACCACUUUUUGGCUCUGUAUGCAAAAGGGAGGGCUGUUUUCCUCCCUGAAGCAGGUUGAAUCUGGUGAGCAAACAGAAAAUAAUAAAACAUUCCUGCCCAA